Molecule: messenger RNA, 361 nt
Organism: Onychostruthus taczanowskii (white-rumped snowfinch)
Lineage: Eukaryota; Metazoa; Chordata; Aves; Passeriformes; Passeridae
Gene: ATP6V1G3
Product: ATPase H+ transporting V1 subunit G3
Exons: 3
Coding region: 5-361 (118 amino acids)
Biological process (GO): proton transmembrane transport
Cellular component (GO): vacuolar proton-transporting V-type ATPase complex
Molecular function (GO): proton-transporting ATPase activity, rotational mechanism
Source: RefSeq, a predicted model, not a curated record
CAGCAUGACCAGCCAGUCUCAGGGAAUCCAGCAGCUUUUGCAGGCAGAAAAACGUGCCAAGGACAAACUGGAGGAAGCCAAAAAAAGAAAGGGUAAAAGGCUGAAGCAGGCCAAAGAAGAAGCCACAGCCGAGAUAGACCACUACAGACUACAGAGGGAGAAGGAAUUUAGAAACAAGGAAACAAAUGUAAUGGGCUCCCAAGGUAACCUCUCUGCCAAAAUAGAAGAGCAAACAACAGAAGCCAUCCGAAACCUCACAAGCAGCUACCACAGGAACAUGGAGGGCAUGAUGAAAAAGCUCUUGAGCACAAUAUUUGACAUCAGCCCUGAAAUUCACCCAAACUUCAGACCUGCAGUUUAA